Molecule: messenger RNA, 2648 nt
Organism: Amaranthus tricolor (Joseph's coat)
Lineage: Eukaryota; Viridiplantae; Streptophyta; Magnoliopsida; Caryophyllales; Amaranthaceae
Product: serine/threonine-protein kinase D6PKL1-like
Exons: 3
Coding region: 518-2236 (572 amino acids)
Biological process (GO): protein phosphorylation
Cellular component (GO): cytoplasm; plasma membrane; nucleus
Molecular function (GO): protein serine/threonine kinase activity; ATP binding
Source: RefSeq, a predicted model, not a curated record
CUCCUUACUGGUCUACAGACUACAAGUAUUUUACUGCAUAAUACUCCAAAAUCAACUAAUGGGUAGUUGGAUUUUUGUAUUAAAAAAUUAGACUAGUAGCUUUCUUUCUAGUACUUGUACCACACCACUGCCACUACUACUGUUAUAGUAUUUCACUUUAUGCUUUGACUCUCCUCCUCCUCCUUUUCUCUCUCUUCCCUAAAUCACUCCCUUCUCUUGCCCACGCUGGCGACAACCCUCACUCAUUCUCUCUUACUCAUUCACUUUCCCCUCUUUCUCUAUCCUUUCUUUCUUCUCUUCACUGUGUAACACCUGAACUAAAGGCCCUUCAUUUCUGUUCCUCAUAGAGGAAUCUACCUUACCUACUUCCCAAUUUCAAGCCUUUUUUGACGUUUUUCUAUCAUUUUUUCUCAUUUUCAGUUUUUGAGGUGCUAUCCCUUUGGAAAUGGAUGUUGAAGGAAGAUUCAUGUGCAGAUUUAUACUAUCACUUUGAUGCUUGUUGUCUUAGUUUCUUUCUAUGGCUUCUAGUAAUGGUUCUAAAAUGCCGUCAGACAAGCAAUAUCGAGUAGGGCGUGGUGCUAACCCUUCUCAAUUAUCUAUCCCUAGCAAAUCAAAACUCGAAUUGAGCGAGAAUUUUUCACAAUCAGUCCAUAUUACCUCUGAUGUUGGAGUUUCUGAGAGUAAGAACUCUUGCAAGCAUAAACCGGCAUCUUCUGUAGGUGUCAAACCAUCUUCAGCUGGACUAAGUCCUGUUGAGAAUGAUGAUAGAUUGACAGAAGAUAUGUCUUCUGAUCAUGAAAAGAAAACUUCUGAGUGUGGGACCGGCAGUAAUGCCAAGACGAAUGAAAGUGCCAAGAUUAGUGGCCGGCUAGAUCUUGUCGAGCGAGGUAAGAGUAGUUUGUGUAGAGGAAGUACGAGCACGGAUGUCAGUGAUGAGAGCAGUUGCAGCAGUUUUAGUAGUAGCAUAAGUAAGCCGCAUAAGGGAAACGAUUUGAGAUGGGAAGCGAUUCAAGUAAUUCGUGCAAGAGACGGAGUCUUAGGUUUGAGUCACUUUCGGUUGCUCAAAAGGUUGGGAUGUGGGGAUAUUGGUAGUGUUUAUCUUGCUGAGUUGAGUGGAACAAAAUGCUACUUUGCUAUGAAGGUAAUGGAUAAAGCAUCUUUGGCGAGUCGCAAGAAGUUGCUUCGAGCUCAGACGGAGAGAGAUAUUCUGCAAUCUCUGGAUCACCCUUUCCUUCCAACACUAUAUUCCCACUUCGAGACCGACAAAUUCUCCUGCUUGGUGAUGGAAUUCUGUCCUGGGGGCGAUUUGCAUACUCUUAGGCAGAGGCAGCAAGGAAAAUUUUUUACAGAACAAGCUGUAAAAUUUUAUGUAGCAGAAGUCCUUUUAGCAUUGGAAUAUCUUCACAUGCUCGGGAUAGUCUAUCGGGAUCUUAAGCCGGAAAACAUCCUCGUGAGAGACGAUGGGCACAUAAUGCUCUCAGACUUUGAUCUUUCCCUUCGCUGUGCUGUCAGUCCAACGCUAGUGAAGUCAGCCUCAAACGACACAGAUCCAUUAAGGAAGGAUCCUGGUUACUGCGUGCAGCCGGCUUGUAUUCAGCCUUCAUGCAUCCAGCCGUCAUGUGUUGCUCCUACAACAUGCUUCUCACCACGGUUCUUCACUAGCAGAUCCAAGAAAGAGAAAAAGACGAAGAAUGAAAUCGGCAACCAAGUGAAUCCACUCCCGGAGCUUAUCGCGGAGCCAACAAGUGCAAGGUCAAUGUCAUUUGUUGGAACACACGAGUACUUGGCCCCUGAAAUCAUCAAAGGUGAAGGUCAUGGAAGUGCAGUCGACUGGUGGACAUUCGGGAUCUUUCUUUAUGAGCUGUUGUUUGGUAGAACUCCUUUCAAGGGAUCAGGGAACCGUGCCACCCUGUUCAAUGUUGUAGGGCAACCUCUGCGGUUCCCUGAAGCCCCAGCCGUAAGCUUUGCAGCAAGGGAUCUAAUAAAGGGCCUACUCGUGAAAGAACCACAGCAUAGAUUAGCCUAUAAACGAGGAGCAACCGAGAUUAAGCAACACCCGUUUUUCGAAGGCGUAAAUUGGGCACUCAUACGUUGUGCCACACCUCCAGAAAUACCGAAACCCGUAGUCAUUGAAAUGGCACAAGCUCCACCCGCGUCUAGUGAAAAAGCUGCUUUUGCUACGGGAGCACCAGAUCAGAAGGGUUCUGACAACUACCUCGAAUUCGAUUUUUUCUGAGGCUGCAAUCUUUGGAUCAUUUUUCUUGUCAUUUUCAUGUCUUACACUGCUGAUUAGCAUAAGUGUUGCGAAAGGUUUCGAUCAGCAUUGUUAAUUUGGGAGCACAAAUCAGGAUGAACGAAGGGGCGAGUCGGAUUUUCAUGUACUUGGGCGGCAGAGACCGAUGUUGUUGCCGAUGUUGCUCAGUUACUGUUGCUUGUAAUGUAUGGAUAAUUUGGUGGGUGUAGGUUUUCCUUUCCAAAGACUUGGAAAGAUAUAUUGAAUCAGAAUUGUAUAUGUAUCCUGAUUUGUGCUUCUGUUUAUUUUAUUUGAGAGCUUUUUUAUCAUUGUCAAAAGCUUUUGUUUAUCAACAUUGCAGAAAUAAUUAAGAUAGCAGUAUUAUUUGUACUGUCGCCUUCCUAUUUCAAUCCUA